AUGGCGCAGAUAUCGGAUGAGAUGUCCUGCAACCUUGCGUUGAAGAUGCUAUACGACAUGUUCAACAAAACUAGGCACUUGAAGAACAUGUGCGGUUUGAUUCUGGACCUUAUUGCCACGAUUUACAUCCAACAGAGAGAUUUGGAGAGCUCGCUGAGGUGUGUCUUCGAACGAAUGGACUUGUUUCAAUCGCCGCUACUUGUCGACUCCUUGCUUUCAUACACGCAACGAGACAUCGCCGGCAUCUAUCGAUCUUUGGGAAGGUGGGAAGAAUGCAUCUCAUUUCUCAACAAGAGUUUGCAAAGUCUCAACGAUCGCGAAAAAGAGAGCUUCAUGAGUGAGAGGAGAAGAACGUUUAUCAACAUUGAGCUUGCAUCAUCCAUGCUCCGUUGUGGGAGGUUGCAGGAUGCGAUAUCAGUUGCUGAGCAUUCCAUGAAGACGAUGGGAGUGCUGACAAGUCAUGAGACAAGACAAGAGUGGAAAUUGUUUUGUAAGAUAGUUGAGGAGUGCUCGUCAAAGCUCGUAUCUCAAGCUCUCUCGGGUCUGACGAUGAAAGAAUGGAUUGACAAAGAGGAAGCGCGAGAGAAGCUAGAGGAGGAGAAGGCUGAGGAGAGGAGAAGAGAGCAAGAAGCGAUUGCAAGACAAGCAAAGUUGGACGAGUUUGCGGCAAGAGGAGGAAAGAUCAUCACCAACAAACUGGAUGACGGAACGAAUGUGACCAUCCUGAUCGAGGGGAGCACAGUGCAACAGGACUGGGAGAAGACCAUGAAUGACAUAUCAGAAGUUCGGAUGCUAAGAAUGAAACAGAGGAAGAUUGAGGGGGAGAGAUGCUUUGAGGGUGCUAAGGCUGCGAUCCGACAGCACCCGCCGGCCGUUGAGCAAGCAAGGUUUCUUUUCGAAAGAGCAAGAGAUGCGUUUGCGACAGCUGCUGUGUUCGAUAUGAUAACACCGUUGAGGAAGAUGCAAGACAAGCUCGAGCUGCUGGAAAAGAAAGAGUGUGGAAAGGUUGUUGUGCCGACUCAAAUCAAGAUGCCAGCGGCGAGCGAGGAGGAGCGGGACAACUACGUUGCUGAAGAUGAAGAUGAUGCGUAUGGUGCCGAUGAGCAGGAUGAGGAUGUUGACGAGAAGGCAACUUGUUCUCAAGCAACACUGAUAGAGACAUCAAAUGCAACUGACUGGGAAUCAUGGUGGAAAAAAGACAUGUCUCGAGUGAACGAAGAGAGUCUUCUUGCGAAGCAGGUGCAGGAGAUACAAGAGAAUGGAAGAGAGAAGGGAGAAGAAGGGGAGAUGGACGACGAGACGAGGAGCAGGAAGAAGAAGGUGGAAGAGAUGAUAAGGAAGGAGCUUGAAGAGCAGAGGGUUGCAUACUUGAAACGUCUUCAAGAGAAGAAUGUGGAAGAUGAAGAAGAAGGGGAUGAUGAAAGAUAUCGGGGAAGCGAUGACGACAACGAUGUGACAUAA
Guillardia theta CCMP2712 is the source of this 1461-nucleotide messenger RNA. RefSeq lists its product as hypothetical. Bases 1 to 1461 code for a protein of 486 amino acids. The transcript is spliced from 9 exons. Lineage: Eukaryota; Cryptophyceae; Pyrenomonadales; Geminigeraceae. The record is from RefSeq and is a predicted model, not a curated record. Gene Ontology annotation, molecular function: protein binding.